GCCUCGUCGCUGCGCGGUUGUAGUACUGCCCUCACUUUCUGCACAUGCGACAUGGAUCCAAGGGCACCGCAUUUUCGACGACAAGGCCUUCGUGAACCCGACUAAUAGCAGAGGAUCUGGAAGUUGCCGACAGAGGACAGGAGUCUAUCGAGAAACGUGUGUAGAGCGGUGUUCAUAUCCGAGUUUCGAAUUCCCAGAGCGUGCGCUACCAGCGAGCAGUCUCUUCUGUGACCGACGCUACGUAUACGCUGCCUGCGUCUGCCGUGGACGCCCUCCGUCCUGCCCAUGUCCAAGUCCAAGCGCAACUCCCUUGGCACUGGCAACGGCUUCCUCCCGGCCCCCGCAACAGCUGUCCACCCAGGCCACUACCACAAGCACCUCCGCUUCGCACAACAUGCGGCUCCCUGCAGACCCAUCCAGGUGCCCCGCAUCCCUCGCCCGAGGAUGACCACGCUCUUUCUCGUUGCACUCGCUUUCUAUGCGAUCUGUGGCUAUGUCACCCUGGGCAGACCGUCUGCACCUGAAGCCGCACACGUCGAAGCUGAGAACACGGAGAGCAACCUGACGUCGGAUAGAUCGAUAUUCGGGGCAGAUAGCAUGAGAUGGGCGCAGUACGCUCCGUACUUUCCUGUGCAGCCCUAUGUCGCGCCGCCGAAGGGCUGUGAUGUGGACCAGGUUCAUAUCUUACAGCGUCACGGUGCUCGCUACCCGACCACCGGAGCCGCGGCGCGCAUACAAGCUGCCCUCGCCAAGCUUCACGCCGUAACGGUGUUGAGCAACUCCCCGCUCGCCUUCGUCUCGAACUACACGUAUACGCUCGGGCAGAACUCGCUCGUAUCCCUCGGCGCGCAAGAGUCCUAUGACUCUGGCAAGGAGGUCUACACGCGAUAUGCUCCGCUUGUGGAUGCGGAGAAUCUGCCGUUCGUGCGUGCAUCUGGGAGCGAGCGCGUUGAGCAGAGCGCGACGAACUGGACGGCAGGCUUCGCAGCAGCGAGUAGCGGUGUGUAUGCGCCCACACUCUCCGUCGUCAUUUCCGAAGAGAGCAACGACACCCUCGACGAUUCCUCCUGCCCUCGCCACAAGAGCUCCUCCCUCCCCGAUGCCUACAUUGACAUCUACGCUGCGAACUUUACCGCCGCGCUCAACGCCGGUGCGCCCGGCGCGAACCUACACAACGCGGACACACAUGCGCUCGUGACGCUCUGCAUGUUCGAGAGCGUCGCUCGGGAGGAGCGGAGCGCGUGGUGCGACCUGUUCGCGGAGCUCGGCGCGUGGGACGGGUUUGAGUACUGGGCUGACUUGGACAAGUACUACGGGACCGGAUACGGCAACCCGCUCGGGCCCGUGCAAGGCGUCGGCUACGUGAACGAGCUCCUCGCGCGCCUCACCUCGACGCCCGUCUCCGACAGCACCUCCACGAACCGCACGCUCGACGCCGCGCCCGCGACCUUCCCGCUGAACCGCACGGUGUACGCCGACUUCUCGCACGACAACCUGAUGGUCCCCGUCUUCGCCGCGCUGGGGCUCUUCCCGACGGACCCGCUGGACCCGGCGAGCGGCGCGGGGGGCGUGUGGAACGUGAGCAGGAUGGUGCCGUUUGCGGGGAGGAUGGUCGUGGAGCGGUUGACGUGCGGGGAGGGGGAUGCGAGUGAUGAUGAGGAGGGGCGGUAUGUGAGGGUGCUGGUGAACGAGGCAGUGCAGCCGCUCGCGUUCUGCGGGGCGCGCGGCGAUGGGGUGUGUGGGUUGGACGCGUUCGUGGAGAGUCAGGCGUUUGCGAGGAGUGGGGGGAAUGGGACGUGGGGGGCGUGCUUCGAGUCGGACUCAUAGCAUGUCCUACCCGCGCUUGUCAUAGACCAGGCUAGGUUAGAGCAUAUAGAACGGAUCGCCUGGACGUCAGCGCGUCAGCUCUGGGAGGCGACGCUUUUACAGGAACCAUGCCACGUCUCGCUGAGACAAUGAGCUUUGAGGUGAGCCUUCGUCUUGUGUCCGCAGCUCCUGGAUGCUCAUGUCCAUCCUUAACAGGUAGUGUGAGGGGC
Molecule: messenger RNA, 2036 nt
Organism: Fomitopsis serialis
Lineage: Eukaryota; Fungi; Basidiomycota; Agaricomycetes; Polyporales; Fomitopsidaceae
Product: histidine phosphatase superfamily
Exons: 7
Coding region: 286-1827 (513 amino acids)
Molecular function (GO): acid phosphatase activity
Source: RefSeq, a predicted model, not a curated record